AACCAUCAGAAGUCGAAUUAAAACCAUCAGAAGUCGAAUUAAAACCAUCAGAAGUCGAAUUAAAACCAUCAGGGAUGGAAUUAAAACCAUCGGGGAUGGAAUUAAAACCAUCAGAAAUGGAAUUAAAACCAUCAGAAAUGGAAGUAAAACCAUCAGAAAUGGAAGUAAAACCAUCAGAAAUGGAAGUAAAACCAUCAGAAAUGGAAUUAAAACCAUCAGAAAUGGAAUUAAAACCAUCAGAAAUGGAAUUAAAACCAUCAGAAAUGGAAUUAAAACCAUUAGAGAUGGAAUUAAAACCAUUAGAGAUGGAAUUAAAACCAUCAGAAAUGGAAUUAAAACCAUCUGAAGUGGAAUUAAAACCAUCAGAAGUGGAAUUAAAACCAUCAGAGAUGGAAGUAAAACCAUCAGAAGUCGAAGUAAAACCAUCAGAAGUCGAAGUAAAAUCAUCAGAGAUGGGAGUAAAACCAUCAGAGAUGGAAUUAAAACCAUCAGAGAUGGAAUUAAAACCAUCAGAGAUGGAAUUAAAACCAUCAGAGAUGGAUGUAAACCCAUCAGAGAUGGAAGUAAACCCAUCAGGGAUAACACGAAUGCCAUCAACAAUGAAACUAAAACCAUCAAAAAUUCGGUAUUCACAAAGUUCCAUUAGAUCAACAUUUUACAAAGGUAUUAGUCUUGCGAAAACAGUUGAAAAUGUUAAGGCCGGUAAAGAAAGGAUCGAAAACUUUCCAACUAUAAAUGUCGUAUUACACGAAGGAAACUAUUACUCCCUUGAUAACAGGAGGCUUUGGGUAUUUAAAAAGCUCGAAGAUAAAGGAUACUGUUCGAAAAUAAAAGUUCACGUGUCAAAUGUUAAUUUAGAAACACAUCGCAAAUACACCACAAGAAACGGAGGAACGAGUAUCAGAAUGAUCGUUUAAAUGACAUUCACCCCUUUUCAGCCUAAUCUCUUUAGGUUUGUGCAUAUGGGUAACGAUUUCACCUUAACACAAUACACUAAGAUUGCCAAUAUAAAAACACAUUACAAAUUUAUAAGGCUUUUUUUUUUUUUUUUUUUUUUUUUUAUUACAUACAUGUUGAAUUCAAAAUAAUUCUAAAAAGACUAUCUCACAGAAACUUGAACACUAGAAUGGUGUACAAAUAGAUUUUUUAAAUCACAUAUAUCCCUGGAACAGAUCUGGUACCUUGUCUGCCCUGGGACUUAAGAUGAAAUCCUAGUUCCUUAUGCAUUCGAAAACCAAGCUUCUGAUUUUCACAUAAGGGCUAUCAAAAGAUUCAGCAAGCUUUUCGCUACCAACUAAACUAUAUUUUCAUCCAAAUAUUUGUAUUGCAAGAAUUCAAUUUGCCAUUUUGCUUUUAGUAACUAAUUGACAUUUCACAUCACCAUCACAUUGAUUAUCACAGCACAUUUUCUAUUUGUGUGUGACGGUGUAUGUGUCCGUCAGUAUACAUACACUUUUGUGACAAGUGACACACGCACAUUCAUACAUACACACACACACACACACACAUAUAUAUAUACACAUACAUACACUCACACAUAUAUAAAAAAAACAUACUCACACAAACACAGAAUUGUGUAUUUCACAGAAAAACAAUUUCAUCAAAUGAUUCCAUUUAAUUUUGCCAAAAUUCUUAGAAAUUAUGUUUCACCAUUGUAAGUUGAUUAAUGAAAUAAAUAACUAUUAAUAUUUAAA
This is a messenger RNA of Octopus bimaculoides (California two-spot octopus), 1694 nucleotides long. RefSeq lists its product as uncharacterized. The record is from RefSeq and is a predicted model, not a curated record. NCBI's taxonomy places the organism in Eukaryota, Metazoa, Mollusca, Cephalopoda, Octopoda, Octopodidae.